CAAAGAAUAACAGACAUCAACGAAAUAUAUCAUUCGGCACAUAAAAUUUAUUUUCGGUUGAUAUAUAAGGCUCUGGAGGUCUGUUUUGCAGACAGUUGCUCAAGUUGCAUCCACUGAAAAAGUUUUCCGGUGUUUUCAUUUGGAGAUUUCGUUCCGUCAUGUCUGCCGAUGAACUUCCUCCAGAACAACUCGCUGUCCUCCGCAAAGCCUUUGAGGCUUUCGACAACCAAAAAUCUGGAAGCAUUCCGUGCGACAUGGUAGCCGAUAUCCUACGUCUCAUGGGUCAACCUUUCGACAAGAAGAUCUUGGAAGAACUGAUUGAGGAAGUUGAUGCCGACAAAUCUGGACGCCUUGAAUUUGAAGAAUUCGUUACGCUGGCUGCCAAAUUCAUUGUUGAAGAAGAUGAUGAAGCAAUGCAGAAGGAACUGAAAGAAGCUUUCAGAUUAUACGACAAAGAAGGUAAUGGAUAUAUUCCCACCUCCUGUCUUCGUGAAAUCCUGAGGGAACUGGACGACCAACUCACAGAUAGAGAAUUAGACAUGAUGAUUGAAGAAAUCGACACUGAUGGUUCAGGAACAGUUGAUUUUGAUGAAUUCAUGGAGAUGAUGACAGGAGAAGUGUGAGCGCGACUUGUAGCCAUAAGAACUUUGUACCUAUACUCACUAAAUUAUGUUAAGAACUCAUAUAAUUUGUUUUUCAAUAGUUUAUUCAUAACUGUAAACAAGAAACAAUGUUACAAGAAAUAUAUUUAUUUUAGUUACAGACUAUUUGUAUAAUUUAAUAAAUAUACAUUUAAAAUU
Molecule: messenger RNA, 800 nt
Organism: Phaedon cochleariae (mustard beetle)
Lineage: Eukaryota; Metazoa; Arthropoda; Insecta; Coleoptera; Chrysomelidae
Source: the annotation of a GenBank genome assembly